This is a messenger RNA of Chara braunii, 3456 nucleotides long. The record is from the annotation of a GenBank genome assembly. Lineage: Eukaryota; Viridiplantae; Streptophyta; Charophyceae; Charales; Characeae.
UUAUUUUUUUUCUUGUUUGUUUCUCUGGUGUCUUUCAAUGUUUUUUUUUUUUUUUCUUCUGGAUCAGGGCGACAGCAUUUUCGGGACGUCGGGCGGAUUUGGUUUCACUAAGGAGAACGAACUGCUAGUUGGACGGCUGGCUAUGUUGGGAUUCGCGGCAUCUCUCCUUGGCGAGGCUAUAACGGGCAAGGGCAUCAUCGAGCAGUUGGGACUGGAGACCGGGAUCCCACUUAACGAGUCAGAGCCACUUGUGAUCUUCUUCAUCGUGUUCAACGUUCUCGGCGCCAUCGGCGCGCUUGGUGACAGGGGCCGCUUCGUGGACGAUAGUCCGUCCACUAGCGUGGCCACUGACGGAAAGGGCUGGAAGGCCAUCUUGGCGUCCACCCCGGUGUUCGGAUUCACAAAGGCCAACGAGCUGUUUGUCGGCCGUAUGGCCCAGCUGGGUUUCGUCGCAUCCAUCCUCGGAGAAGUGCUGACUGGCAAAGGUGCCCUUGCUCAGCUUAACAUCGAGACUGGCGUCCCUAUCAACGAGAUCGAGCCCCUCCUCCUCUUCUCCAUCAUCUUUUUCCUCACAACCGCUUUGGUUCCCGGCACUGGAAGAUUCGUCGAGGAUGACGAGUAAACCACACCCCAUUUCAUUCUCGUUGUCCUCCUCCCCGUCUCCAGCUCUCUUUCUUGUGGCAGAAGGUGGACGAAGGGGGAGGAGGGAGGGGCAUGCCAGUUGCUACCUACGUCUUCUUCUUAGAUUCAUCCCCCUUUAGGCUCUUGUCACACGUGUACUAGACGAAGGCAUCGCUUAUGUUCAGUAAGAAGUCAGAGAGUUUAACAACUUUAACUUUAACUUAGCCAUUUACGGAAAUCUGUGGCCAUUCAGGGAUACAGUAUACUGAGUGAGUGGGGCAUUAGUAACUUUCCAAGCUUUGAAAUUGGAGUCGUUUUCAAAAGCAGAGCCUUAAAGUUUGAAAUUUAAAUUGGACGUUUGUUUGGUGCUAACGGGGUGCUAACGGACUAGGCAAUGGGGUAGCUACGGUGGACCAGAACGUACCGUUUCCCGCCGUUAGUACGAGUCUGGGCACGCCUUGGAGGUUGCCUCAGGGCCUCGCCACACCACUCUCGAAAUGUGAAAAAGACAAAAAUGUGUCGAGUGCAUCUGGUCAUGUUCUAGCCGGAAGUUCAUUCUCAUUUUGCACAUUUCGAGAGUGGUGUUGCGAUGCCCUCAGUCAGGUGCAGGUAGUAUACCGCGGGGGGGGGGAGGGGGGCGGGGGGGCAAUCGUGAGCAAGAUUGAAAGAGGAUACGGGCGGUCACGGUGGGACGUUAGAGAACCCUGAAGGCUGGGUCGGCUGGUGAAAUAGUUACUGCGGUAAUUGUCAUUGUGGUGGUGCCAAGGGUAAAACUUGGGAAGCUGAGGGGUCAGAGUAGUCAACGUAGUUAGCGACAGGUUAAGAAUUCCCUUCUUUAGAUCUCAGCUCGGGUGGUGAGAAGGGUUAAACUUCUUCAGAGCCUAGCUCCGGUGGUCACGAGGGGUUAAUUCGACUGGGUUUGGGCUGGGUUAGGGGUGGGGGAGUGGGGGGCUGCGAGGGGUUGGGGAAGGGUUAACCACGGUGGCUACCUUUGGCAGCCAGUGAGUUUACGGAGGUUACGCAGCGGAAGCGUCUUUGAGGAAAGAGAGACUGAGUUUAUUUCUUUUGGGACGUGAAGAGGCAAAGUUUGAGUGAGGAUGGAGUCCGAUGGAGUCGGAUGGACCUGUAUAUAUUUAUGUAUGUGUAUGGGUGUGGGUGUGGGUGUGGGUGUGGGUGUGGGUGUAUACAAGGUAUUUAGAAUAAGAGGAACCCUCCUCCUCUGAUUUAUCCGUCAAUUGUGGUGACGCACGGGGGCUCAUCGUACGUGAGGAAGUGUGCGUGUGGGCAUGUUCCGCGUGUCGGAGGGGGAAGACAAGCGGCAGGGGGGAGGGGGGGGAGAUUGGCGAAAUCUUAAAGCGUUCAGUGCUUGGUAUUUUCAGCUUUGGUGUUUAAGAUUUCAAUUCAGUGCUUGGCAUUUUCAGCUUUGGUGUUUAAGAUUUCGAUUCAGUGCUUGCAAACGGAUGUUAAGUCUGGUGCCUUGCCUUCUUUGCCACUCUCGGAAGCCGGACCCCCUCUUUUGGAACUUGCCUGCUGCAAGCGUUCUGCGUCAUUGAGUACUCUCUAAGGAGUUUGGAGUUUGGAGUUUGCCAGUUUGGAGUUUGGAGGUUGGAGGUUGGAGGUUGGAGGUUGGAUGGAGGUUGGAGAUUGGAGGUUGGAGUUUCCUGUCUAUGGUCCAUAAACAACCCACCUCAACUUAAUACGGCGAAACACAAUCCAAAGAGAUGCAUUGGUUGAAACUUAUCGAAACGGACUAAAAGGAACUGAGAAGUCGUCAUCAUCGUCAUCGUCAUCAGCACCAUCAUGCGAGCGAACGUAAUUUAAUGCUUAUGAAGUAGGACAGUUGAGCUUUGCUUGUAACAGCAAUGGGAGGUUUGGAAGUAGCUGGGAUCAUACUGUACAUGCCUUCCGAGAGUUGUGAGUGCUUCAUUCCUUAGAGUGCAAAGGAGGACUUAGUCAUGAACAUGCCCACCCCAGUGCUCAUGCUGUCUGGGAGUGACUUCAAGUUGAAGGUGUUGAGGGCUCAAGCUGUCUGACUCGCAAUACGCUGCACUAAGUCUUUCUACUGCAACAAUCAGCAAGUCGGAGAAGAUGAAGGCAGAGAACAGAGAAGUAACCCAGCAUGACCAAUGUCAAUAGGCACUCAAACAGACCGGUCCCUUCAACUUGAAGAGAUAGGACCCAAACAGGGAAGUGCAAAAGAUAAACGAAAGUGCACGGGAAUCGAACUUGUAGAUCCUUCAAGAGAUAGAAGAUCCUUCAAGAGAUAGAAGCCGAGCAGGGAACUGCAAAAGAUAGACGACAGAGUAUGGGAAUUGAGCUUCUAGACGCCACUAAUUUUUAGGCAAGAUGAACUGUAACUGCUACAGGUAUAUAACAAAUUUGCUAGCUACCGGUGUUAGUGCAGUGGAAACACUCACUAUAAUGACCACCUGAGCGAACGCGGUACAACAGCGGCCACCAUGCUAUCCUAGUGCAGCAGAACAAAGUGCUACGGGUGCAACGACUGCCACCAUGGCGGUCUGUUCCUGAGCGCUGCAGCCUUUUUGGAACAACGGCGGAAGACAGAAAGUCGUGAACUUGGAUUACAUCGACUUCCGGAUUGGGUCAAGUGUUUUUGUAACCCGGUCCGUUGUCAAUGUGGCCCAACAUCCAUUCCAAGCAUGCAGUUUAACAACCAUGUAAUUUCAGUUGAGAGCAGAGUAGGUAGAGCUAUGCCAAGGUCUAACCCAUGACAUCCUCUGAGUAAACCAGGUCUACCCACCUAGCAUAGCUAUUAUUGAUUGCUCUGAUUUUGUCUUGUUGGAGAGCUAUGCCAAGGUCUAAGCCAUGACAUCC